Molecule: messenger RNA, 1072 nt
Organism: Brassica napus (rape)
Lineage: Eukaryota; Viridiplantae; Streptophyta; Magnoliopsida; Brassicales; Brassicaceae
Product: ethylene-responsive transcription factor 9-like
Exons: 1
Coding region: 334-885 (183 amino acids)
Biological process (GO): regulation of DNA-templated transcription
Molecular function (GO): DNA binding; DNA-binding transcription factor activity
Source: RefSeq, a predicted model, not a curated record
AAACAAAAGAGCCCAAUAUCUAGGACGUCCUUACAGAACCCAAAUCCAGAAGCAUACCAUUUGUAAGGAGACGCGUGGAGAAAAUAAACGAUUUGGAGAGUCCUAAAAAGAAAGUCACGCCACAUCGACAUAAAAGCCGUCAUAACAAGUACAAUUUGUACAGCUCAUCAAACUCUCUUGAAUCUUCUCUCUAAAGCGGCGGACUCAGUCAAACUCAAACAUCAUUGGCCGUCUCUCUCCUUCUCUUUAUCCUUUUGUUAGAGAUUACGUCACUUUCUAUAAAACGAUACUCUCACUUUCACUCCUUGUAAAAUAUUCUCUUUUAUCAAAGAUAUGUCCCCAAGGCUGGAAAAUGUGGGUCACGCCGAUGCCGCCGGAGGAAAGGUUAAGGAGGUGCAUUAUAGAGGAGUGAGGAAGAGACCAUGGGGGAGAUAUGCGGCUGAGAUCCGUGACCCGGGAAAGAAAACUCGGGUCUGGCUCGGAACCUUUGACACGGCCGAGGAAGCCGCUAGAGCCUACGACUCCGCCGCGAGAGAGUUCCGUGGUUCCAAGGCAACAACCAACUUCCCUUUCAGCGGCGGCGUCGAUGCAGGGAAUGCUUUUGGCUUUGGGACCCAUGUGACGGCGCGUGAGGGAGUUUGUGGAAAUAAUAAUGUUUCGGGCGUGUUAGCUCCAAAGGUUACUGGAUUUUUCUUAGAUCUCCCGCAUGCUACUGCGUCGAGAGAGGAGCUGGUUCGAGGUUUCCCAGUCCGGUUCGAGCCAAUGGAAAUGGGAUUGAGUAUCGGUCUGAGAACUACCGUGGAAGUCAAGAGGGAUGCCGCUGAUUAUAAGCUUGGAAGGGAUCUGAAUCUAGAACUUAGCUUAGCUCCAUCGAUGGACGUUUAGUCAUCUUUUUUUUGUACUAGAGCUUAAUUUUUAAUUUAACAAGAAUAUCCUUUUUAUAUUAAAGAAAAUUAUCCCUUUUCAGUUCGUCUUGAAGAAAUAUAUUUUUGUCAUUUCUUUAUUGUGGCUGUACUCCUUAUUGGUAGAUUUAUGUUUCUAUACUUAGGUGUUAUAUCAUUUGUUGUCAAUA